AUGGGGCCGCCAAGUGGGAAGACCAUCAUCCCCCUGUUCAUGUACAGCAUAGCAACCACGGCCAUCGUUUAUCAGAACUAUAUUUUUGUAGCCUUCCUGUUUAAGAGGUAUAGAGCAUACGAAUGGCUGUGCAAAGGAGGGAGUGACAAAAUGGGGGGGGACUUCUUUGUGUGCAAGGAGCAGGAAAAUUGUAUUCAAUUUUUGCUAGUGUCAGGGUUAAUCAUUCAGUUCAUUUCUGGCUCUAUUGGAAGUAUACUAAUUAAUGUUUUUUCGAAGAAGAAAUAUGUGUCGCGCGUGGCCUUUGCCUUUUUGUUCGCGGGGUGGACUUUGCUGAGCGUUGCCCUUUCAUAUUCGAAGCACUACAUGGAAGGGUACUCGAAGGUUGGCACUAGUGGUGCAAGUCCUGAUAGCUUGGGGACCCACCACGACGUUUUCCAAACCAUUUCGCUCCUCUUCACCCUGGCAUUCGCCUGCUUCGGAAUCGGGUCGGACAACUCGUACCUACCCAUCAUAUACUACGUUAACGAGAACUAUCCAGUGGAACAGGGGGAAGGGACACGCAAAAGUGGCGACCCCGCAAAGGACAGUAGCGACCCUGCAAAUGAAAGUCAGCACGCGGAGAGCGCAAAUCACCCAGGGGAAAGCAAACUAGGUGCCUUAAAAAAAAUGUUGAAGAACAAAAAUUAUAUCCUCAUCAGUACCAUGUCUUCCCUGGCCGUGCUAAGUCUCUUCGUGGGAAACGUGCUGUUGGCCUUGCUUAACGCAUUCAAAGGGGAAAACAACAUCACCGUGGUGGUGUCUAUGUACAUUUUGGUGUGCAUCGUCCCCGCGUUCUUCAUUGCGAAUUUGCUCGAUGAGGGAAGGGGAAAAACUACCGACGACAACGUGGCGAUCAGCCAGCAGAUUACGCCCAACACGAAGAGCACCCAGCUGUGGGGACAGAUCGACCUGGACGCCCUGAAGAACCAAGUGAAAUCGCCAUUUUAUCAAUUCAUCGUAGUCGAGUUUUUCACCAUAACGUUCAGCAUUUGCUACUUUAUGUUUUCCCUGUUUGACAUUUACGAGCAUAGUGUAUUUGGAGACACGCUAAACGUAUACUCCCUCGUGUUACCCUCAAGCUUUAUUAUCACCUUAACAUUUGGCAUAAUAGCUGAUAUUAUAAGCAUAUACAAUUUUAUUAGCUUCAAUUUAAUUUUGGGGAUUUCAGUUUUUUCUUUAACUUGGGUCUACUACAAAACGGCGAGUGUAUUUGUUGGGUACCUGUCAUUGAUCAUUUAUUUUUUUCACCAAAGUUUUUUUGCAAACCAUAUGUACAUGUACAUGUCGACUGUAUUUCGCGAACACAAUUUUGCAGUCCUGAUUGGAAUAAUUAAUGCAUUCGCGUCUGUUGCCUUUUUCCUUUCCUUUAAAUCAUUCGAAUACAUUAAGUAUUACGGAGGGCCUGUCCACUCUCAGGUGCUUAUCCAAAUAGUUAUUCUUUCCUACGUGCUGUUGUUUCUUUUUCACAUUUUUAACAUAAAGAGGAAGGCUGCAAGUGGACAGUUCAUGACGACGAAGAGCAGCGCUUCCGAAGUGACACAAAAUAAUAUAUAA
Molecule: messenger RNA, 1593 nt
Organism: Plasmodium fragile
Lineage: Eukaryota; Apicomplexa; Aconoidasida; Haemosporida; Plasmodiidae
Exons: 1
Coding region: 1-1593 (530 amino acids)
Source: RefSeq, a predicted model, not a curated record